Didymodactylos carnosus is the source of this 1501-nucleotide messenger RNA. The record is from the annotation of a GenBank genome assembly. Lineage: Eukaryota; Metazoa; Rotifera; Eurotatoria; Philodinida; Philodinidae.
AUGUUCAAGUCAAACGGAUUCGAAGAUUUGGAAGGUUUAAACGGAUUCGAAGAUUUGGAAGGUUUAAACGGAUUCGAAGAUUUGGAAGGUUUAAACGGAUUCGAAGAUUUGGAAGGUGUAAACGGAUUCGAAGAUUUGGAAGGUUUAAACGGAUUCGAAGAUUUGGAAGGUUUAAACAGAUUCGUGAGAAAAGCCUCGUUUUUUCUGAGUACAAAUAGAAGGAAAGCUUUUCAACUAGUUUAUUUUGGGCGGAAUUUUCUCAACAAAAUAUUAAAAGUACCCUAACGAAAGAGAGUUUUUAAUUUUCUCUGCACGGAUAUAAUACUUCAGUUUUGUCAAGAACUAGUUGUAGUGAUUGCUCGGACUAGUGUGGGAAUAUGAAUGAGUGAAAGGAUAACACUUUGGCAAUAGGACCGGCUCUAGUUUCAUUGGUUAGUCUCAAGCAAACAUCACUUAUGGGAAAAAUCUAGAUACAUUUCGUCUGUAGUUGGGCGAUACACGACUAGUUGCCAUCUAGAUUACUAGUUAAAAAAUGGACUUUUAACUAGAUGUGUGUGUUACUAGCAAUACUUAAAUCGAGUGAUAAGUCGAUAGUUGUUAUUAUAUCUUACCGACGUAAGUGUUUUAAGUAAGAAAUAGAUGUGGGAGUUGACCAGGGAUACCAGAUCCAAAGCAAGAAAACCAGAAAUACCUCAGAAAACGAAGUUCAAAAUCAGAGAAUCAAUAGACCUUUGAGCAAAACAGAGCAAAAAUGAGGCAGAAAAAGUUUCAAAAACUAGAAAUUUUCUACGAAAGCGUUUUUAUAUCGCAUUUGCUUAUGGACAAAACCGUCAGCAUAAAUCACACUUUUAAAAAACAGAUAAGAAUGCGGUCUCUGGUAUCGCGGUUUGCUGAUACAAACCGCACUGUCCAGUCAGGUGGAAAACGUAGCAUCAUCGAACAGCCGUUUUAUUGAUGGAAACCACGGUCUGGAAAUCAUUAAAGACCUUGAUGAAGAUAAAUCGAAGUUUAAAUAGUAAACAUCUUGGUUUAAGAAACUGCUACGCUGAGUGGUAUCCACAAACCGCGGUUUAGAUCGAGUUUACGGCGGUAUAUAAAAUCGUAAAAAGUAUGGUUUCAGAUACCGCGGUUCAUUCUCACUAAAUCGCACCCCUUUGAAACCGCGGUUUUCGUCGGUACCAUCAUCGCAACUCGUUUCGAUCAAAACGCGGCUUCUCAAAAUCGUAGUUUUCAUAGGUUUUCUAAACUGCAGUUUGGAUCCAGGAAAUCGCGGUUUGGCGGUACCUCGGUGAGAUAACCGCGGUUUUAUUAGAAAAAUUUCUCCGUGGACACCUUAAGUGAAACGACAACCCUUUCCUCACGUCAUGUUUUAUCCUCUAGUACACCGCUCAGAAUUUUCUCUUUGUCCAACUUUAAUUCACCCAAUUACUUUUUAUUGAACAGACAAUGUUGUUACAACUAAAUGUUUAUAUAUGAUUCUAGCGAAGUUUUAGUGUAGUAC